Molecule: messenger RNA, 5024 nt
Organism: Esox lucius (northern pike)
Lineage: Eukaryota; Metazoa; Chordata; Actinopteri; Esociformes; Esocidae
Gene: gmip
Product: GEM interacting protein
Exons: 21
Coding region: 389-3850 (1153 amino acids)
Biological process (GO): signal transduction; negative regulation of GTPase activity; activation of GTPase activity
Cellular component (GO): plasma membrane
Molecular function (GO): GTPase activator activity
Source: RefSeq, a predicted model, not a curated record
GUGAAAUGUAAGCCUAGUUUGGGUCACAGAAAGCUCUCGUCGUUUGAUAGACCUGAAAAAAAUUGCUCUUUUAAAUACAUUUACAUCACAAAAGCGUUGAGAAAGUUUGUCUGAUGACCUGGGAGAACGUCGCAGCGGACAAGGUAGCCUAUUGACCAGGCUUCGUGUAUGCGCGAUGAACACUGCCCGGGACAAUUCACACCUAUGGAAAAUACAUUUCUAUUAACUCUGAUGUUUUUUUGGCUCUAAAUUAAAUGGAAGUUAUGUUUUUCUAUUAAUAUAGACUACUACUUUGAAUAUACAUUUUGAAUUACCUGAAUAUUUGUUUAUUUUGUUAUUAUGUUGCGUUUGUGUGCCCAUAUGGAAUUUCAGACAACUUCAGUUAGAAAUGCCUUUGGAUUUGAAUGUACAUCUCGGCCUGCGGCGUGCGGUUGUUAAACAUAAGCCAAGUGAACAGGGAGAAAAUUAUUCUCAUUUACCCGGAAUGACCACCACCACUGCCAAACUUGUACCGUGUCAACUCGGUCGUGGUAUUCGUAGCAUUGAGUACAACAACAUACCGUGGACUGUAACAAAACUCCGCGCUGUGGCGGAAUGCCUGAGACAACUUCGGCUUCUUUUUCAGGACUGUUGCGAGCCAGGUGGUCCUCCGCAGGCGAAAGUGUCCUUUGGGCUCGAGGCCCUACAGGAGUCCGUCCAGUCCCUGGCAGAACGCUAUCCAUCCAUGGGUCGACCUCCCGUCAGCCACGCCCUUGCCAUGCUGCGCCUCUCCCUCACUGAUGCCAAGAUCCCCAGCCAAACACAGACCAAGCGCUACAGCGAGAUCUUCCGGGACUUCGACAACUUUGAACUCUCACUGGUCUACUCCACGGUGGAGGAGAUGCUGCCAGACCCCGACUCUCAGUCUAUCGCUGAAUCCACCUCUACGGAAACAACUGAAAUUACAGAGGCGGAUAAUGUGACGUGUGACGAAGACGUCUAUCCUCCGGAUGGAGAUGAUAAAGAUGGAGGUCUAACAGCCCAAGAAGCCGACCUGGUCCUGUGUCGCUGCGAGGGUGGCGUGGAUCUGGCCCUGCAGUACGCUAAGAUGUGGUGCCGCUACGCCAAGGACCUGCUAGCCUGGAUGGACAAGAGGAUUACCCUGGAGCAAGAGUUUGCCAAGAACAUCAUGAAGGCGGCAGAAACGGCCAAGUCAUGUGUGGCCCAGCAGGACAUGAUGCCCCUGCAGUACAUAUACACCAUGGCCCUGGAGCACGACGUGAAGACCAGCCAGGCUGGCAAACACACCUCAGAUCUGCUGCACCAGCGCUGCUUCAUGGCCCUGAUGGCCAAGAAGAAUGAGAUUGAUAAGUGGCGUCGGGAGUUCAAGGAGCAGUGGUCCAGACAGCAGAGGAAAAUGAACGAGGCUGUGGUGGCCCUGAAGAAAGCUCGUCAGCACUACAUUCAGCGGAGCGAGGAGCUGGAGAAGACCAAGGCUGCGACCGCCAAGGUCGGGGACGACCUCCCAGCGGGACACAAAACCCUGGACAAGAGGAAGAAGUCACGCGAUGAGGCCCACUCCAAGGUGAUGGAGGCAGAGAUGCAAUACCGACAGUGUGUUUCUGAGGCCCAGGACCACCAGGACGAGCUGGAGAGGGUCAAGGAGAAGAUCAUCAUUCACAUCCGCAAGCUUAUCUGCCAGGGGGACACGGUGCUGAAGGAGGCGACAGUGAACAUGUUCUACUAUCAGCGUCAGCAGACGGAACCGGUUCCUUUAGGUUACCACAACUUGGAGUUGACGUGCCGGCCAUGUGAACCCGGGGAGCCGUACCUGCUCUACGUCUUCAGGAAGAGAACCGCCAAACAGCAACCCCAGACCUUCACAUUCCAGGAGUUUGUCCCGCAGAACAAGAGCCGACGUAAGACGAGCAACCCAAUCAGCUCGAUCCAGGACUCUUUCCCCCUGCCUGAUGACAGCCCAGUGAAACGGAAGGGCAACAGUGACAGUGAGAGCAUGGGAGGCAGUCAGGAGUCCCUUUCUAGCCCAGCCUAUGGCACCAGGAGGCUACCAAAAGCCCCCUCAACGGGGACGAUGUCAUCAGACGACUUGGAUGAGAGGGACAUGGGCACCGUGAUGGAGGGAGAUUCCCUGGACUCAACUCCAGAGGGGAACGGUGCCGUGGGGAAGGUACGGACGACUUCCCGAGCUGCACUGACUCACCGACUCAGGAAGAUGAAGAGCAAGAUGAUGAAGUGCAAACAGUGUGAGAACUACAUUGUGGUCAGCGGCAUUGAGUGUGAGGAGUGCGGUCUAACAGUCCACAGGAAGUGUCUGGAGGUCUUACAGCAGGAGUGUGAAAACCGUAAGGGGAUUCUAUUUGGGGUGGGCUUCUCCCUACUACCCCGGGAACGACCAGACGAGGUGCCCUUCGUGGUCCAGCGAUGCACCGCGGAGAUAGAGAGUCGAGCGCUGACUGUGCAGGGGGUGUAUCGUAUUAGUGGGUCAAAGCCUCGCAUCCAAAAGCUGUGUCUGGCCUUUGAGAUCCAAAAGGACCAGGUGGACCUCUCUGACCUUUCACCUCAUGACAUCACCUCUGUCCUCAAAUAUUUCUUCAAGCAGCUUCCAGAGCCCUUGUUGACCUUUGACCUGUACAACGACUUCAUCAGAGUGGGCAAGGACAUCCAGCGGGUCAGUGAGAAGGAAUCCACGGGGGAGUCACCAGGGGUGGUGGAAGACAUCGUGCACAACUUGAGAGACCUGCUGGAAAGACUGCCCCCUUUGCACUACUACACACUGCGACACAUGAUGUUUCACCUUCACAAAGUGUCGGAGAACUAUGAGGAGAACAAGAUGUCUUCCGGUAACCUGGGCAUAGUGUUUGGGCCGACCCUGCUCCGCCCGCUGGUGUCUGUGGACGUGUCCAUGGUGGCUCUGCUGGAGAGCACAUACCAGGCUCUGCUUGUGGAGUUCCUCAUCACACACCACCGCCGGGUCUUCCUCCGCCCCCUCGACACCCCUCCUCCACCCGCCCCCACCGCCCCGCUGCCCGACACCCCUCCCCGGCUGCCCAGCCCGGCCCCGGCCCAGGACGACGUUGCCGGUCCUGAGCCUGGAGCUCGGGAUUCCUCCGUCGAAGGGGACUCGUCCAAGGAGAGACCCCACUCGCUUGAGAAUUACACAAUCAAGGGAGAUUCGAGCGAGGGUUAUAUAUCUGACAAGUCGUCUUCCAAUGAGGCAGUGGACCAGCUCAGCUCUGAAGCCAAUGAGAGAGCAGUCAUGGCUGUGAGGCGGGCCGCUGCCCUGGGUGAUCCGGAGGGCGAUCUGGAGCUGAGGCACUCACCCUCCGUGGGGAACCAGCCACGGAGACACUUCAUCAGGCAGCCCUUCAAGUACCAGCGCCAGCCCACCCCGGGCCUCCGCCGCUCCGCUGACACCACCAGGGCCGGGCAGCUCGGGGAGGAGGACGAGGAAGGUGAGGAGGAGGAGGAAGAGGAGAAUAGGAGGAGGAACCAGUCGAGGAGUGCCGACAGCUACCGCAGCCCCUACCCUGACCCUGGGAGCCAGCGGAGGAGGAGCCUUCGGUCUGAGCCCCUCCCUCAGACAACUGCCCAUUCACUGCUCAGCAAGGCAGAUGGCUCCGCCCAUGACACCCAGACUGACCGAGAGACAUGUCCAUGUGAGGUUCCACAGGGGGCAGAAACGGUGGUAGAACCAUCAACACCCAAUCCUACGCCAGGCACCGGAGACCAGGAGGCAGUUGAGAGGCGGAGACAGAGCAGGGACGAGGCUCUGAAUGGCCCGGCCCGGAAGAUCUUGUCGGGGCUGAAGCUCAGACGCAGCCAUUCAGGACUACAGCAACACUUUGUCUGAGGAGCUGCAGGGUUGGAACUUGGACCAUAGAAUUAGAAUCACAUGGAUCUGUUGGGAUUCUAUUUCUAUGGUUAAACCCAUAGGAUGUAAUAGAAUGUAACUUCUAAGUGGAGCAAAAAAAACCACACCUUGAUGAUUAAUUACUCCAGAAUGCUCAUAAGAACAUUUUAACAUGAUCAUACAUGGUGAUGCACAUUUAAACACAGUUCAGACUCUCACACUAUUCAGACUCAACAUACACACAGGUACAAAUCAAACUGUUUAGGCCAUUUGUGUAUUCUUUUUAGGAGCAAAAUCUGCAUCACCACAAACUGCAUGUUUGCCAACCGAAGGACGUGAAUCUACCGAAGCAUGUUUGCCAACUGAAGGACAGUUCCGUUGUCCACACUUUGGUUGUAUUCACUAGGAACGAAACACAAACCAGACGAAUGGCAUAGGUAGAGGCAGAUCUGAAUUUGUUCAGGGGAAAGUAUCCUUUUCUGUUGAGCACUAAUAAACCUCAUAUCUCUGCCACGCCAGGACUGGAUCAACAGCCAGAGAGACUAAAUAAACACUUUGAUAGCAAAUGUCCCAUCAGUGUCUUACAUCGUUCCCUGCUCCAGUGCACUAUACAGAGAAUAGGGUGCCAUUGGGGACGUCAUCUCACUGUAAUACUGCGUGGUUGGUGGUGUGCGGAGCUGGCAAUGCCAAGACUACUAAAAACCACAGACUAAAUCCAGAUGGAUCUUCUAAAUGACAUUCUCCUUACUUAAUGAAGAAAGACAUUCCAUCUAUGGAGGCCUGGUGUGGUUACAGACUAGAGUCAGUGUACCCUCUCAUUCUCAGAGCCAACCUGUUGGAUGUAUCGGUCGGUGGGAGGGUAGAUGCUAUUGACAGGCUCUUUCUCUAGACAAUUUGUGUUAUUUAUUUAUGAAUGUCAACUCUGGAUUGCUCUGGAGGGUUUGGACAGAGUUUGAGACGUGUUGAUAAUGCCAUUGUGGUGACUUGAAUAGGGUUAUACUUUCUAUUCUCUGUAAUUCUGUGGUUUGGGAGCUGUGUGGAGAAGAACUAUGUCCCCGGGGAAUUAUUGACCCCUUGGUGAAGGACAGCAGAAAUGCCAUGACAAAUUUGAUUGGUGUUCAUCAGUCUUUAACUGAGGUACAAUUGUUCAAAUAAAUAAAUAUUUUUCUCAAAA